CAGAUAUCGAUUGUUUAGCAUUUUUAAUGAUGACUUUUUGACCUCUAUAAACCUUAACGUGAUGAGUAAAAGUUUAGUUUCCGCUAUGAGAAUAAUCAAAGAAUUUAACUUUGCAGUGAAGUUAACUUACAGGAGAAGCUCAUCUCUAGAUACAGACACCAUAUAAUACUUUUAUCCUUCCACGCAAUAAAUAUUUUAUGAGUUUUCAAGCAUCGUUUAAUGUUAAAAUUACUAAGCUGUUAAAUUUUUAUUUUUAAGUUUCGUUUCGUGCACCAUUUAAGUCGCGAAUUAUAAUUAAAGUUUCCUAAAUUUGUACAGGAAAAAAGUAUUUUUUUUCUUCUCCUUAAAAUCUCAUUGAAGUCUAAGGAAAGAACGGGAUUUAAAUUUUAUGGAGUAAUGACGUCACGUAUCUGUUAGUCUGUAUUGGGAACGUGACGUCAGAAUUAGUCUCAAUAAUGGUAAUUAUGGUGAUGACGUAAAGCCGGAAGAGUAAAUUUUUUUUCUGUUUAUUUUUAAAUUUAAAAACGGAAAAAGGGGAACGAAAUUUAAAUUAAAACAAAAUCAAAUAUAUAAAACGUUUACCUCAUUCCGACGAUGCAAAAAGAACGAGCGAAAACGUCUCCCCGAUCGAAUCUAGACUGGGGUACAGGUAGAUGACGUCACACAGCUAGCCAUGCAAAGAGUCGUUCCGUGGCAUCAGGAACAGGUUGAAGGCAAAAUGGCUGCAGUGUAUUCGAUCAGAGUAGAAGGCUAAAAUGAACGCUCACGAGAUACCAUGUUUAAGAUGUGGCUCUAUAGUCUAUCAGGUGGAUAAAGUCGGUCCUCUUAAGGAUCUAACGUACUUCCACCACGGAUGUUUCAAGUGUUUGAUAUGUGGAACGAAACUAACUCUGCGUACAUACUUCAACAAUCAGCAGUCGCAAGAGGACAAGGAGGUUUAUUGUCAAGUUCACGUUCCAAAAACUGGACCUGGACAUUUGGAUGGAUUCUCUGUGGGUAUCAAAGCUGCUCUUAACGUACCUAAAACUAAUCAUCUGGUCAACGAUCAGAUUAGAGGUUCUGGUAAGGGUACGUUCGAUGCUGGGGCACUCGGGAUCAAAAGUGCCUUGACCUCUCCCAAAAUCAGCGAUCUAGAGAACAGACAUCGAGAAAAUUUGGCUGGUAAAUUCGAUGCCACCGCCUUACACAUAGCACAUGGUUUAAAUGCUACCAAGUUGAGGAGGAGUAAUGGAUACGAACGAAAAAUCGAUGAAUAUUUGGAUCCGGAAACGCAAAAAACUUUAGAAAUGAGACACAGAAUAGAAGAGGAUGCCCUUUAUCAGCAAUUUGCUCAGAAAAGAGCGGAAGAAGAAAUCCACAUCAACCAAGAAAUUAAAGAAGAAUGGGAGAAAGAGCUUGAGAGAUUAACAAGUAAAUUUCAUAAAGAAUUAAAGACUAACAAGAAGAAAAUAUCUGGUGAAGAUGAGAAGGCUCUCACCAUCCGUCUUCAGAAAGAAAAGGACGAUUUGGAAAGAAAUAUGACUAUUAAAUUAGAUAAGAAAAAAGAAUGUUUAACGAGAAAAUUGUUAGAACAAGAAAGAGCAGCAACCGCUGAGUUAGUCGAUAAACACAGCAUUGAAAUGCUCAAUCUAAUCAAUAACAAGAGAUUAGAGUUAACUGCUACCGAAAGUCCCGAAAAUAAUGGCCAUCAAAAUACCGAAUUGGCUCCUUAUCCUCUGUUUCCUCCUCCACCAAUCCCAACAGUUGUAUCAAAAGUUGAAAUUUACAGUGAUCCUAGCGUCUUCGCGGAAUUAGAUCAAAUUGCUAUCAAUGUGGCUCAAGAAGAUCAGCAAUCUUUUACUGAUCUUGUACGCCAAUUGACAGAAAGUUGCGUUACCGAUGUAGAGAAAGCUAGGACCCUGUUUAGAUGGAUUACAGUUAAAAAUUUAAAUACGAUGCAGUUUGAUGAUAACGUCAAUGCUGACACUCCUAUGGGAAUUCUUCGAGGGAUAAAGCAUGGCACAGAAAGCUAUCACGUGCUUUUCAAGCGCCUUUGCAGUUAUACCGGGUUACAUUGUGUUGUCAUCAAAGGUUAUUCGAAAAGUGCGGGUUAUCAACCUGGUAUACGUUUUGAGGACAGCCGGUUUCGAAAUUCGUGGAAUGCCGUUUUCCUAGCUGGUUCUUGGAGAUUUGUGCAAUGCAAUUGGGGUGCUCGACAUUUGGUAAAUGCCAAGGAGGUCCCCAAGCCCGGAAGUAAAGGGAAAUCAGAUAGUUUAAGAUAUGAAUACGACGAUCAUUACUUUCUAACUGAUCCUAAAGAGUUCAUAUACGAGUUUUAUCCACAAUCACCCGAAUGGCAGUUGCUGGAGCACCCUCUAUCUCUUAAGGAAUUUGAAGAAUUGCCCUUUGUGAGAUCAUUGUUUUUUCGAUACGGCUUAUACUUUCCCGAUUCAAACGUCACUGCGGUACUAUACACGGACAGUACAGGAGCUGCUACUGUACGAAUCGGAAUGCCACCCAAUAUGGCACCCAGUUUGAUCUUCCAUUACAAUCUGAAAUUUUACCACACAGAUUCGGAUAACCAUGAUGGUGUUAGUUUAAAGAGGUUCGUCAUGCAAUCCGUAGCGGGCCACGUAGUGACUUUUCGAGUACACGCUCCCUCACCCGGAGAUCUUCUACUCGAUAUAUUCGCUAAUGCAGUCACACCAAGGGAAUAUCUGACGGGAGAACCCAUGAAAUUCAAGAGCGUUUGCAAGUUUAAAGUAACCUGUAAGGAUCUUCAAACGGUAAUGGUGCCACUACCCGAUUGUGCUAGCGGAGAAUGGGGACCAACUAAAGCAACCAGGUUAUUUGGCAUGGUGCCUCUCACCCACUCGGAUACGCUAGUUUUUUCGGGAAGAGAUAUGGAGAUACAAUUCCGUUUAACUCGACAUCUAACCGAUUUUAUGGCCACCUUACAUAAGAACGGGGUGGAAGAGAGGAAAUUGUCACGUUACGUCACGCACCACACCGAAGGCGACAUCGUAACCUUUCGCAUAACAUUCCCAGAAGAUGGACAAUACGGUAUGGACAUAUACACGCGUGAUAUUAACAUAAGUAACGGUGCACCCGAUCGACAACUUCUCACUCAUUGCUGCAAAUACCUCAUAAACGUAUCGAGAAAAACAUGAUAAAUAACAUUUCUUUUUUGAAGAACCUCGUUAUUUAAUAUAUGCCAAGACGUUAGGUAGGCAUUUUUCAUCCAGUAUUUUGAAAAUCUAUAAACUAAGAACGAAAAAAAAUCCGCAAUUCUUAAAAGUUUCAUAGGUGAUUAUGGUAUUAAUGUAUACGGUUAAUUUAUAUUCUGUUAUACAAAAAAAAAAUAUAAAUAUAUAAAUAUAUAUUCAUAAAGUUUUGUAAAAUUUUAAGAUAAUCAUCAACAAACGUAACGCAUUGUUAUCUUUUUAAAAAUUAUUAUUAUUAUAAUUAUAAUUGAAAAGAAUUUUUUUCGUGAAAAGAAAAGUUAAAAAGAAAAUUGUUCUGUUUGUAAAGAGUUAAUAUUUAUUGGGCUGGUGAUGAAUUGUUAAAUUUACGUUAAUGAUGCGUUAACGUAAAUAACGUGAUGUUUACAAUUAACCAAUCUUAACUCUUGUAACGUAAUUCGAUGUCUUUGAAUAUCAUCACCUCUUUAGGUAACGCACUCGCUUAAGCACGUGGUACUGAGUGACGUCAGUUAUGUUUGCAAUAUCAAAUAGAAUGAUAAAUUCAAAAAAAUGAAAAUUUCUUUAAUAGAAAUUUAAGGAUUAUUCUGCAAUUUUUUAC
Messenger RNA from Centruroides sculpturatus (bark scorpion), 3780 nucleotides. Its product is annotated as hillarin-like. Lineage: Eukaryota; Metazoa; Arthropoda; Arachnida; Scorpiones; Buthidae. The transcript has 7 exons. The record is from RefSeq and is a predicted model, not a curated record. The coding region runs from base 756 to 3149 and encodes 797 amino acids.